Molecule: messenger RNA, 747 nt
Organism: Fusarium proliferatum ET1
Lineage: Eukaryota; Fungi; Ascomycota; Sordariomycetes; Hypocreales; Nectriaceae
Product: putative short chain dehydrogenase
Exons: 4
Coding region: 1-747 (248 amino acids)
Source: RefSeq, a predicted model, not a curated record
AUGUCGUCCAAGUCCUUCUACGCUCUCAUCGCUGGCGUUGGCCCUGGCACUGGUCGUUCCGUCGCUCUGCGAUUCGCUCAGAAAUACCCAGUAGUAUUACUUGCUCGUCGGCCUGAGAGUUACGAGAGUACUCUUGCAGAUGUUCAAAAGGCGGGUGGUAAGGCGAUCGGGGUCUCAGCCGACGUUGGAGACGCUGCAUCUUUGAAGAAGGCUUUUGAGACUAUCAACAAGGAAUUGCCAGACAGUCAACUCGCGGCCGCUGUUUACAACGUCGGAAGCGGUGGCUUUGCUAAGAAACCUUUCUUGGAGCUCACAGAGAAUGAACUCAAUGCCAGCAUUGAUGGAUCUAUCCGGGCAUUCUUCAACUUUGCGCAAGCUACUAUCCCUCAUCUUCUUGAAGCAGUACCAAGCUCUCACUACCCUCCGACCCUAAUCCUCACUGGCGCCACAGCUUCCGUUAAGGGUUCCGCGCAGUUCAGCACCUUUGCAGCUGGAAAAUGGGGCCAACGCGCGAUGCAUCAAUCUCUUGCUCGUGAAUUCGGUCCAAAGGGUGUCCAUGUAGCUCAUGCCGUGAUUGACGGAGUCAUCGAUAUCCCACGGACCAAGCAAUGGGCUGCUAAUGACGGUGUCGAGGAUGGAAAGAUUAGUCCUGAUGCGAUUGCUGAGGCUUAUUGGAAUCUUCAUACCCAACAUCGCUCUGCAUUUACCCAGGAGAUCGAUAUCCGGCCAUACGUUGAGAAGUGGUAG